This is a messenger RNA of Vigna unguiculata (cowpea), 1175 nucleotides long. RefSeq lists its product as uncharacterized. The record is from RefSeq and is a predicted model, not a curated record. Lineage: Eukaryota; Viridiplantae; Streptophyta; Magnoliopsida; Fabales; Fabaceae.
CUACGGCUGGAAUGGCUCCCUCUCUGUCAGCUACUCCUAUUAUUACUUCUGCAAAACUGAACUGGAAAAAUUACUCCUCUUGGUCAGCUUCGGUGGAGUUGUGGUUUCUUGGUCAAGGCUAUCAUGAUCAUCUUGAAAAAGAGGUCUCUACUAUUUCAGAGGAAGAGAAACCUAAGUGGUAGAAAUUAGAUUUUCAGUUGUGUGAUGUUUUAUGGCAAUCGGUUGAGCAAGGGGUCUUAGACAUUUUGAGACCUUACAAGACAUGCUUCUCUUUUUGGAAAAGGGCACAAGACAUUUUUGCUAACGACAUUCCGCGCCUCUUUGAUGCAACUCAAAGAGUAGCCUCACUCAAGCAAAUCAAUCAUGAUAUGGUUUCUCAUAUAGGAAAGGCUAGGGCUGCAGUAGAAGAAUUGAAGAGUUUUUUUGUGGCUGAUUCAUUAGACAAUAUCAACAAAAAACUUGAUAAGUUUUACAUGGUCUUAAUUUUGAGGAGCCUGCACUCGACUUUUGAUCAUGUGUGUGAUCAAGUUUUAGCUGGUGAUCAAAUUCCUUCAAUGGACAACUUAGUUACUAGACUUCUUCGUGUACCUACAUUGGUCAAAGAUGAAAGUUCAACUGAUGUUUUUGAGACAUCAGCAAUGGUAGCACCACGAGGAAGAAGAGGAGGUCGGAGCAACCGUGGAGGACGUGGUGGUCGAAGUGGGCGUCCUCAAUGCUCAUAUUGUAAUAGAAUGGGCCAUACCCAAGACAAGUGUUAUUCCUUACAUGGUUUUCCUGAUAAAGCUGCUCAUGUGUCCAAGUCUGAUCAUUCAGAAUCUAGAUUUUCUGAUGAAGAGUACCAAGAAUUUUUGAGGUACAAAUCUGAGAAAUCCAACAAUCCUGGCCCAUCCUCUUCAAUGUCAACUGCAUGCAUUUCUCAAUCUGUGGAAGGUCUUAGUCCAUGGAUUCUUGAUUCAGGUGCCUCCGAUCAUGUCUCUGGAACAUGGUACGGGUCGUCUGAUUGGAGAAGGACAUGAGUCACGGGGACUUUAUUUCCUAAAACCAAGCUCCUCGGUAUCCUGUUUUGCAACUUCAUCCCCAAAACUUUUGCAUGAUCGUUUGGGUCACCCAAGUUUGUCCAAGUUGAAGAUGAUGGUUCCAAGUCUCAAACACAUUCAAGCCUUACAUUGUGAAUC